Molecule: messenger RNA, 643 nt
Organism: Drosophila subobscura
Lineage: Eukaryota; Metazoa; Arthropoda; Insecta; Diptera; Drosophilidae
Gene: Tpl94D
Exons: 2
Coding region: 27-578 (183 amino acids)
Biological process (GO): spermatogenesis; sperm DNA condensation
Source: RefSeq, a predicted model, not a curated record
CAAAACAAAACUCACUCGUUGCCAUUAUGGGCAAUUUAUUUAGUACCAAAAGUAGUGACAAGUGCAAAAGACAACCCUCCGGCUAUCGGCAAUUCUUGAGAGCCUACAAGCAGAAGCACCCGGACAUGCCGCAGGAGCAGGUUACCCUCUCGGCCCUACGGAACUGGGGCAAGCUCUCUCCAUCGCAGAAGAUGAGCUUCGUCAAUGUGCCAUCCUUGCAGGCCAAUCACACCCGUCAAAAAUUGAACAUAACCGACCGCAGCAGGGCUAGAGCCAGGCGUCGACGCAACAAGAAGACUGGAACAAAAACCCAAGCCUCAAGCCUCCCAGACUGCGACUCCAACUUCGACUCCGAUGAUGAUAUUCGUUUCCCCAAUUUCAUGGAUCAAUAUCGUUCAGUUCACGAAGAGCUCUCCGAGUCAGAGCUACGCCAACAGGGCACCAAUGCCUGGAUGGCACUGACCGAGCAGCAGAAGAAUCUGUUCAAAGAUACUCCCAGUACCGAUGCCCUGCUGGAACACUGCACCUGCUCACCGAUGGCAAAGCCUAAAGCCCUAGCGACGGGCAAAAAGAAAUAAUUAUAAAUAAGCAAAACUUGUCUCAAUAAAUGACCGCCCAUGCAUGGACGCUUGACACGUGAGAA